AUGAGCCACCUUUCCGGAAAAGCAAAACAUAUAUGUGCUGGUAUAGUCCCGGCGGCAGAUAAUUACGUAAUUAUUUGGCAAACUUUACAAGACAAAUACAAGGAUAACAGAGCUUUAGCUACGACAUAUCUAAAUCAGUUAUUUGCAUUAAAGAAUAUUAACGGUCCCUCUGCAAUAAAUUUAGAAAAUUUGGUAGAUAAAUACGCGGCCACGAUCGCAGCACUCAAACAACUUAAUAUAGAUAAUUUAAGUGACUUUAUUUUUGUUUACAUGGGCCUGGAGCUUGUAGAUUCCGAUACUGAGAAGUGUUUCGAAACAACAGUUCGUAGUCAAACGGACAUGCCUAAAUACGACGAUUUUUUUAAGUUCUUACGAGAACAGGUAAAAAUUUUGUAUCGAACCAGCACUUCAUCACAAACUCGUGGCAGUUCCAUGGCACCGCAUCCCAACCCGGGUAGUCGCCCAUCUAGCUCACGGGCUUUAACCGUGCCGCCACGCGUCUUAGUUUCCACGCAGCAGACCCAAGGUCGUACUAGGCCAUGUAAGCUUUGUAACAACACGGCACAUACGCAUCUCUAUGCAUGUAAACCCUUUGCUAACCUUUCGGCUGCCGACAAAUUUAAAUUCGUUAAGGACAAUCGUUACUGCGUUAAUUGUUUGAGUAACCAACAUACCUCUUUUUAUUGCAACUCAAACACUUCUUGUCGCAAGUGUAAUGCCAGGCAUCACACGUUGCUUCAUUUUGGAAAUGAAUCAUUUGCGGCGCAGUCUUGCACCGCCACUGUAGCCGUGAACGAGGAACAUGAUACUAGUGAAAUACUGAGCUCACUAGAACUUGAAGAAGAGUCCUCCUCCGAUCAAGUGCGUGACGGUUAUUUGGUUGGAGAAGGAAAUCUAGAAGUGUCGUAUUGCUCGUUGUCUUCUACAAAAUGCGAUUCAUCAUCAACAACGCAAGUUCUCGCAACCGCAAAGGUUUAUGCCACCGGUCGCGAUGGUCGCGAUGUAAUAGUUAGAUGUUUACUAGAUCCUGGUUCCCAGAAACAUUAUAUAACAACAAAAUGUUGUUCAAAACUACAGCUAAAGGUCGAAUCUAAUUCACCUGUAACGGUGAAGGGAAUAGAUGGCUCAUCACAGAUAGUCAAGGGGGCGGCAAACAUUUCUUUUCGAUCUCGAUUCAAUAAUACAAAAUUUAAUAUUCAGGCUCUAGUGUUAAAUCGAAUCACUAGUAAUUUACCAACGUGUAAUAUCAAUACUAGAUUCCUUGAAAAUCUGCGUAGUAUUCCCAUGGCGGACGAUGGCUGGGGUAUGCCAGGAGAAAUAGAUUUAUUAAUCGGUGUUAGUCUUUUUGCGGAGAUGCUACGACCUGGUAAAAUUAUCGGGGAACCCGGUUCUCCGGAUGCGCUUGAGACCGUUUUAGGAUACAUCAUUCUAGGAGAUGCUCCAGCGGUUAUCCAGGCUCAAGCCCCAGCAGUCGUAGCUUUUCAUGCUAUUUCAACAUCUGAGGUCGAGACUCUAGUUAAGAAAAUGUGGGAACUCGACGAAAUUGAUCCUAAGCAUAUCUUUAGUGCUGAUGAUAAAUAUGCGAAGAAAAUUAUAGCAAGACUGUCACGCGUGCUGCUUCCAGACGCUACGAAGUAG
Messenger RNA from Parnassius mnemosyne (clouded apollo), 1638 nucleotides. The record is from the annotation of a GenBank genome assembly. NCBI's taxonomy places the organism in Eukaryota, Metazoa, Arthropoda, Insecta, Lepidoptera, Papilionidae.